GUCUCUCUCUCUCUCUCUCCCGGCUGCACACACACACAGAGCGUGAGCGCUCAACGGCGCCGCGAAUUCAUCGGCGCCGUUGAUCCUCUGGCAACAUCACACGCGAGCGCGCUCACUCACUCGCAUCAUUAUCAGCGCCGUCACCUACAUCAUCAUCGUCGUCGCCGUCCUCAACAUCGCCAUCAUCUCAGCGCUCUACGACGGAGGACAGAGGAAGCCGCCUUCAUCCACGGGAAUAUUCGGAGCCGGGCUCUCUCGCUCGCUCGCUCGCUCUCUCGAGGAGGCGUACGGAAAGAGAGGAGAGAGUGAGAAGAGCGAGGAGAGAGAGAGAGGAAAGAGAGGAGAGAGCUCAGCGUCCAAGGCUCGGCUAGAAUCCUUCAACUGCCUCGCUCGGCGACUUCCUCGACCGCCGUCUCUGCGCUCGCAAUGCACUGAGUGGAGCGGAUACCCCGCGGCGUGCGAGUUGUUCGGAACUAAAGUGAGGGAUCACGCGGCUUGCACUGGCGAACGAACCUCCUCCUCCUCCAAAAUUCCACGGUGGCAAUUCAUCGACAAAGUGUCGUAGUCCGAAACGUCGCCCCCAUUGACAUUUGGAGCGGCUAUUGUUUUACGAAAGCCGUGUUAAUGAGGACGGUGGUGGGAUUAUUUUUGUUUCUGUGUUUUGAUUGCGAUGCCGAGAAGAUUACGUGCGGCGAUUUAGCAAGAUAAGCAUUGUCAACUAUAUCGACAACAAUAUCAACAACAAUAAUAACAAUAUAAAGAGAGAAUUUAUAACGUCCGUUUUUAUUGAGCGCGUGCAUUUCUGUAAAAAAAAAGCAAAUCAAAGAAAAUCGAGAUGAUUUAAAACACACCACAUCUCUGACAAACAUCAACAAGAACGGCAACAGUAGCGGCAAACAAUAUCAAAUUAAACGUCAGCAACAAUUACGAUUUAUUUGUAUGGACCUCGUUAAACUUGUACCUGAUUAUGAAUUGAGAUAUAUUUGCAAAAAAAACUUCACCGUUGGGAUCUACUCGAAUCAAAACCCCGACCUGAACAACACCUCAACAACAGCAACUCAACAACAACUCAACAACAGCAAACUCAACAACAACAACAACUCAACAACAGCAACUCAACACCAGCAACAAACAACCAAAUAUCAACAACUCAUUGUCCAUUGUCGGACCCGAGUUUGAAAAUCUCACUUUUUUCAAUACUUUGCCGUGAAGACUCAAACUCUUCCAACAACAACAACAACAUCACCACCACAACCACCACCACCCAACAAGCAAACAAACUCCCACCCACCCAAAAAAAAAAUCACUCCCAAGUCAUCAGUGCUCGGAUGAACCGCACGGACGCUAGCCACUGUGGCCGUGGCGCCGAUUUAAACGAAGCUGGCGGCUAGGCCGCCCCAGCAAGAGCCGGCGUCCUGACUCCACCUCGGGCCUCGUGGACGCGUGCCGCCGCCAGCGGCACCCCGCGCGCGAUGCCGGCCCCUUCGGCGCCCUGGUCGAUGCAGGCCACGGCGGCAGCGCAGCGGCGAUGCCUCCUCCUGCUCAGGCCUCGCCCCGUGCGGCCGCUCAGAUUCCUGGCCCUCUUGGCGCUCUACCUGUCCGUCGGGAGUCUUCUGCUCUCCCACUCGGCGCCCCUCGUCGCCCGUCUCGCCGCCAGGGCUGGGGUCGCUGCCGGGAGUGGUGGUGGUGUCGGUGGUGGUGGUGGUGGUGGUGUUGGUGUUGGUGGUGUUGGUGGUGUUGGUGGUGGUGUUGGUGGGGGCCACGUGGCGGUCUCGGCGGACGUCUUGGAGGAGCCCUCGGGAGCUCCCUUGGAGGGGCCCCUGCAGCAGCAGCAGCAGCAGCAGGGAGCUGCGUUGGCCAUCGGCAUGUGGGCCUCAAGGGGGUCCGUGUCGGAAGGGACUCACAGAGAUGCUUCGCCCCCCGCCGCCUUUCCAGGGCUACCCCGCGGUGGUGGUGGAGGUGGUGGUGGUGGAGGUGGUGGAGGUGGUGGAGGUGGUGGAGGUGGUGGAGGUGGUGGUGGAGUUGGUCCGGACGAACCCUUCUCUGGGGGGGCCCGCAUCAUCAAGUACCGACCCCCCUGGAUGCGCCAGCGGGCCGAGGGCAGCGAGCGUCCUCAGGGAGGAUACGGGGGGGCAGCGCAGCCCCCCUUGUCGGGAGUCGUGGGGGGCAGCAGUGGCGGUGCGAGAGCUGCCAGCGAGCAGGACGAGUCCGGGAAAGCUCGCUACGUGGGCUGCUUCGCUGAUGAUCCCAAGCAAAGGACUCUGCAGGGUCUCGUGCUCUACGACUACCGGAAGAUGACGCUCUUCCGGUGUCAUGACAACUGCGCCGAUCGGGGCUACCGCUACGCGGGGCUGGAGUUCGGGGCGGAGUGCUACUGCGGGCACCGCGUGCAGGGCCGCAACGUGAGCGAGGAGGAGUGCAAGAUGGAGUGCAAGGGCGAGCGCAGCUCGGUGUGCGGGGGUGCCAACCGCCUCUCCGUCUACCGCCUGGAGCUCGCGCACGACGUGGGCCUGAGAUACGGGAGUGCAGUCUUCCGCGGCUGUUUCCAAACCCCGGAGAAUCUGUCGCUGGCUCUUCCUGUCGUCGCACUCAUCCAUAACCUCACUGUGGGCGCCUGCGUUGACUUCUGCACUCAGAAGGAGUUGGUGCUGGCGGCCGUGGGUGCGGGUCCGCUGCUGUGCCGCUGCGGGGUGGCCACGCCGCGGUUCACGCUGCGGGAGCCACGCGCCGAGCGCCUCUGCGGCGCCUCGCGCUGCCCCGGCGAGCCCAGCGAGGCGUGCGGCAGCGACUCGCACGUGAGCGUCUACCAGACUCAGGUGUCCGACAAGCGCUGCGUGGAGAAGCGGUUCCUGCCGGCGCGGAGCCGCAGACUCACGGCCCUCGCCAGCUUCCCCGGCGCCGGCAACACGUGGACCCGCCACCUGAUCGAGCUCGCCACGGGCUACUACACGGGCAGCUAUUACUUCGACGGCUCUCUCUACAACAAGGGCUUCAAGGGAGAGAAGGAUCACUGGCGUAGCGGGCGCACGCUCUGCGUGAAGACUCACGAGAGCGGGCGGCGUGAGAUCGAGGCGUUCGACUCGGCCAUCCUCCUCAUGCGUAACCCCUACCGAGCCCUCGUGGCCGAGUUCAACCGCAAGUACGGGGGGCACCUGGGCUACGCGUCCGAGAAGAGGUGGAGGGGGAAAGAGUGGCCGGACUUCGUGCACAGCUACGCUCCCUGGUGGGUGUCGCACGCCCUCGACUGGCUGCGCUACGGGCCCCGCCGCCGCCUCCUCCUCGUGGUGCACUACGAGCGGCUACGCGGGGAGCUCCACGCGGAGAUGCGGCGAAUGGUCGCCUUCCUGGGCGCGCCACCUCUCGCCACGCAGCCGCCACAGCCGCACCACCACCACCACCACCACCGUCAACAGCAGCAGCAGCAGCAGCGACACAACCACCAGCACAACCAACAGCACAACCAACAGCACCACCAGCACAACCACCACCACCAGCACCACCACCACCACCAGCAGCAGCAGCAGCAGCCCGCUGUCUACUCCAACUCCACCACACCAUCGUCAUCAUCAUCAUCAUCAUCGUCGUCGUCGUCAUCUUCAUCCCAGUCUCAAUCCUCACCAACAGCGCCGCCGUCGCCUCUUCAUCCUCCAUCGUCGUCGUCGUCAUCGCCCUCAUCGACGCCCUCGUCCGCGGAGUCGCCGCCGUCAGCGUCAGCGGCGGCGCUGGAGGAGGAGGAGGAGGAGCGGCUGCUGUGCACGGAGGCUCACAGGGACGGGAGCUUCAAGCGCUCGGGACGCCGCAAGUUGGCCUGGGACCCCUUCACGGCGCCGAUGCGGGCCGCCAUCGACGGCUACAUCCGCGUGGUCAAUGACGCUCUCCUCUCGGGGGGCCACGGGCCCCUACCCAGCGAGUAUUGCUGCCCCCCCAGAUGAUGCGAAGCAGACGGACGUGUGGAGACGAAGGCAAAGAUUCUCACUCCCCCCCCCCAACCACCACUCCCCCCCACCACUCCCCCCACCA
Petromyzon marinus (sea lamprey) is the source of this 4020-nucleotide messenger RNA. NCBI's taxonomy places the organism in Eukaryota, Metazoa, Chordata, Hyperoartia, Petromyzontiformes, Petromyzontidae. The record is from RefSeq and is a predicted model, not a curated record.